Rhinichthys klamathensis goyatoka is the source of this 1506-nucleotide messenger RNA. It is a transcript of the gene babam1, whose product is annotated as BRISC and BRCA1 A complex member 1. Gene Ontology annotation, cellular component: BRCA1-A complex; nuclear body; BRISC complex. Bases 48 to 1169 code for a protein of 373 amino acids. The transcript is spliced from 9 exons. Gene Ontology annotation, biological process: positive regulation of DNA repair; double-strand break repair; mitotic G2 DNA damage checkpoint signaling. The record is from RefSeq and is a predicted model, not a curated record. NCBI's taxonomy places the organism in Eukaryota, Metazoa, Chordata, Actinopteri, Cypriniformes, Leuciscidae.
UUUUCUCUACUAAACUCAUAUUUUCAUCUGUUGUAUGUUCGGUUGCGAUGGAAACCCCUGAGCCCGGACAGGCAGAUGGAGAGGAGCGUAUGAUGGACCUGAGACCCAGGACCCGGUCCAAUCCGGAGGGUGCGGAGGACCGACGCAGCAGCACUGGAAGUCUGAACAACAGCAGCCUGGCCUCCCCCCCGCAGCCUGCCGUGGGCAGCCGUGUAGAGGGAGAGGGAGAGGCGGCCAGCUCUGAUAGCCCACCGAUAUCUGCCACCACCAUCCCAGCCGCUGCCGCUGCCACUGCCACUGCCCCUGCCCCUGUAGCGGCAGCAGGAAUCAGCACAGUCAGCAUGCCUACGCUGGCUUCUGCAGUGAAGGAAAGACCUAAACCCCCUCAGCCAUCCAUGGCCCCCCAGAUCCCCCCAUCAGCAGAGUUACACCUGCGGGCACCACGGGUCAACUGCCCCGAGAAAGUCAUCAUCUGUUUGGACCUUUCAGAGGAGAUGUCUCUACAAAAACUGGAGUCCUUCAAUGGAUCUAAGACAAACGCCUUAAAUAUUUCUCAGAAAAUGAUUGAGAUGUUUGUGAGAACCAAGCACAAGAUUGACAAAAGGCAUGAGUUUGCUCUGGUGGUGGUGAACGAUGAUGCCAUGUGGUUAUCAGGCUUCACCUCUGACCCGCGAGAGCUGUGCAGCUGUCUGUACGACCUGGACACCAACGUCUGCGAGUCCUUCAAUCUGGAAGAUUUCCUCAAUGUCAUUUUGCAGAAAAUCGAACUUCCUCAGAUGGAGAACAUCCAGACCAUCCCGCCUCCUUUUGUAGUUCGGACCCUCCUCAUCUUCAGCCGGCCUUCUGGCAUGCUUCAGUUCAAUCCUCCUGAUGCUGUCAAAAAAAUGCUGCAGUCUCCAUAUUUCUUCUUUGAUGUUGUGUAUCUUCAUAAUGGAACUGAAGAACCGACUGAGGACGCGAGCUGGAAGGACGUGUACACCACCUUCAGUGAGUUGGACUCUAAGGGCAUGUGCUAUCAGUUUGAGGUGUCACUGUGUGGUCCCGCUAUUGAGCUGCACAACUGUAUGGCCAAACUGCUGUGCCACCCGCUGCAGAGACCCUUCCAGAGCCACGCGUCCUACAGUCUGCUGGAGGAGGACGACACGCAGGAGAAUGAAGCCACAGUGUGAGCUUUUACUCAAUAUACCCCUGCAAAUCUAGAGACUGACGAACUCCAAAAUGAAGGAGUGACUGUGAAUAACUGCAUAUAUAUGGCCCUGUCCACUAUUUCUGUUCUGGGAAUGUCUCUUUUAUUACUUUUGAAAACAUCAGUGACUUAAUUUAAUAAAGCAGCCGUAACCACACAAGCUCAAGAGCCUAUUGUGAAACAGUCAAGGCUAACCAGCUUAUUUUGAGAAUAUCAACUGUAAAUGUUCUGGUUUCUGAAGUGAAAUUUAUUUAACAUCCAUUUGUUCUGUGGUGGAGAUUCCCGGAUGAGUUCAUGUGGUGGGUUAUAAGGGUUUGGUG